AAAUGCACCUAGAAGAUAACGUGCAACGUGGAAUAUCGUAUGGAGGUAGCUUCGCGUUAUAUAAUUCGCGCACAGAGACACUGACUAUUCAAAGAGUGAGGUAAAAGGACCGCUAACCAGUGCAUCCUGACUAUUCUUGAACACCGAACAACCCCACAAUGGCCAUUUCCGUUGUUAACGUAGUGCUCCUGUUUUCAUUCAUGACGGUCCUCUCAGGGCUGCCACUUACUGCAAACGACAAUGUCAAAUCGUCGAGCGACGUGCAACUGUCGUUAAACGAGAUGGGAGACCUUGCAACACUCAUGUUUGCUCUUAAUCUGGAAUAUCUAACAUCUAGUUUCUAUGCGUCGGCGAGAACAACGCCUCUAGACAAAAUUACCGAGGAUGUGGAAAAUAAGGGCCAGGUGGCGCCAUUGAUGGCGCUGACGCCGCCACUCGUGGCGCCAUUCAUGGCGCCAUUGAUGGCGCCGGAGAACAUAAUAGAGGUAGAAGCAACGGCGUCCGUCGGCGGCGAUGACGCCUAAGUUCACGUUUCUUCUUUGUUACAAUCUUCUGUAUCUGCUAGCAGUUGGAGAAAAUGAGUGGAAGAAAUGUGCGUAUCCACGUGAACAUGUCGCCAUUACAAUUAUUACUCGCGAUUUUUUAUCACAGGUACUUAACACUUAACACUUUGUCACGUAUACGUGAUUUUGCAAACCCAUCAGUUACCGCUGUCACGCUCAUGUGAUUAAAAAAAAUUAAAAAAAAUUAAAUUUAAAUUAUAAAAAUGGAUUCAGCGCAGUUUUUUCAUAAAAUAUUAAAAAAAAUUAAGCAAAAAUGUCGGCGUUAGAGUAGGACUUACGCGAGAUACACCGGCGUCAAGUGACAGUCAACAAACAAAAUGUGCGGCUAUCAAAAUGUUAAGCAUCCUGUUAUUUUGAAUAAUAUCUAGUGUCUACAAUUUUGGGUGUGGAUAAUUAUGAGCAAUCGUUUCUUACAUUAACUGUUUUAAUGAUGAAAAAUAUGUUGUAUAACUUUUAUACCUAAUUUUUAUCGACUAAUUACGAUAAUGCUGGGAUUUAAAUAGCAACUGAAGGAUUAUACUAAAGCUAAUCGGCUAUUUGCUUAAUUUGCAUAUUAUCAAGACGUAGUAACGACAGUACUUAAUUAUUGAUAGAUUCGGGGGAGUAAUACAUAUUCUUCCAUAAAUUUGAUUUCCCAGAAGAUUGUUGCGCUUACAAACAUCUUUACGGUCGCAGAACGUACAAUAAAUAAUGGUUUGAAAUGAUUGUUUCAAUAAAUAAAAAUACGAAUUAAGGGUUAUCAAUAAAAUAAAUGGAUAAUGCAUAAAGUUUUCUCGAUGUAGCCGUUUAUUAAUAGAUUUUAAUAAUGCCUUAAAAAACGGAGAGACGUUACCACCACUGUAAUUAUAUAUUCCUGUUCUCUCAUUCUCCGAAAAAAGCACCGAGAAGACAAAAAAAUAAUUAAUUAACGGUGCUAUCAAUUCCUAGAUUGAUUUUCAUAGUGCCAUCCUACCGUUAAUAUUAACUAUUUCGCUGCGAUUAACGUGUUUAUAUUUAUUACUCGCGAUAUGGUGGAUAUCACUGUAAAGAUGUUUUCUUUCUUUUUUUGUGUGUGCGAACAUGCAGUUUGGAAAUUGCACACGAAAAAAUUAUCGGUCAAGUCGAAUACUCGUUUUUUCCCACUUUAAGAUAGUUGCAUCUCCGGUCAGGGACGAAUAUAGUCGAAUACAUUUUUUUACAUUUGCGCCGUUCAAUGUAAUUUUAAUGAGACCGCAAUAAAGAAC
This is a messenger RNA of Harpegnathos saltator (Jerdon's jumping ant), 1786 nucleotides long. RefSeq lists its product as uncharacterized. The transcript is spliced from 4 exons. The record is from RefSeq and is a predicted model, not a curated record. The coding region runs from base 159 to 524 and encodes 121 amino acids. NCBI's taxonomy places the organism in Eukaryota, Metazoa, Arthropoda, Insecta, Hymenoptera, Formicidae.